This is a messenger RNA of Amyelois transitella, 3623 nucleotides long. RefSeq lists its product as uncharacterized. NCBI's taxonomy places the organism in Eukaryota, Metazoa, Arthropoda, Insecta, Lepidoptera, Pyralidae. The coding region runs from base 92 to 652 and encodes 186 amino acids. The transcript has a single exon. The record is from RefSeq and is a predicted model, not a curated record.
UCAUCGGCCUAGUUGGUUUGGUAUUCAGAUUAUUUUUAUUUAUUUCGCAAUUUAUAUUUCGUUUUAUAAAACGGAAUCUUACAUAAAUGACAUGUCACAAACAAUAAAAAGUAAACAUAUCAAUGAAAUGGAUAAUCAAUAUUAUUACAAACUCAUGGCAAGUUAUUUGUCAAAGCGGAACUGUGACGAGUCAUUCAUGAGAUACUUUUUUGGCAAAAAUUCUUUGAAGAAAACUCCUGAAGAACUGGAACGUGCUGAUGAGCGAAAGCGGCGGUUACAGCGGGAGCGGUCACGAAGAUAUCGUGCGCUUAAAAAUGCACGACGGCAGCAUGAGAGCGUCGGCAGUGGCGGCCGGGAUAGUGGCGAUAGUGACGGCGCUGCCCUGCGUUCCAAGUCUCGCACGCUUAUAUUGGAAGAAGAAUUCAGUGACGGUGAUGAACCACCCACUUUGUGUGAUCUAAAUUACGAAGAUAAGUGGCUAGGGUCCGAUUGUGCUUCGGAUGACAACUCAGCCCAUUCUGCUGCCGAAGUGAAAGAGGCGCAUCUGAGUUCCGAGUCGCCGUUGAGCCUUAAAGAGUUCUUGAGCUCACCUAAUGCAGAGCUGGAUUACCCCACAAUGCACAGCCUCAUGUUUCACUGGCUGCAGACGUAACAACACAAGCGCACAACCUACCACAUUACAGGUUGCACAUUUGAUUGGCUUACAAUUUACUAGAUUGCCACUGUUUCAAAGUUAUGUCAGGCAUUGAAUUAAAUCAAAAUUAUUUAUUGAAUCUCAUUUCAUAGUGGGAAAGGGUUUUAACCCUAUUGAUUGAAUAAGCAAAGUGGCCUAUACAUUUUUGAAUCCUGUGACACUGAUUGUUUUUAUCCAAAUAGUAUUUUUUAUUAAUAGGGUUCAAGUUUUUUAAUAUCAUUAAUUUUUCCCUCUAUGAUGUGCAAUGCCCAAUGGAUGGGUAAACCAUUCAAAAGGCAAAAAUGUGGUAGCUUUCACAUAUCAAACAUGCAGAAGUUGCUUGUUGUCAAUCAUGUCACACAUCAAAUUGAUAAACCGUCCUACUAUAAUUUUAGAAUAUCUAAUGUACUUUAGUUAUUAACCUACACAUAGCUAGUACAAGUAAUGUGAUAAUGUUCAUCUUGAGGGUGGAAUGUGGGCUUCAUGAGCAACAAUAUCAUGAUCUGAAAUAAGAUAGAAUUAGUGAAACCCAAGCAUCCCAUGGAGUUAAUUGAGAUUUUUAUAUCAGUAGCAGACUCAGUGCUAAGUUAUAUUAAAAGAAAAGAAACCUUUUAAUGAAAUACUGUUAGUAUUAUUUAAUCGUCUUGCAAUACAAAAAAAAUCUAAUAAGAUAAACUAUGUACGUACAAGCCCAUUUUUUACAUUAGUGUUGCCCUUUUAAUUUUAUUAGUGGUGCCAUUAUAAGAUUGAAUCUGGUAAUAUCUGUCAGGUAUCUGUGCAUUUGCAUACUAAGCAUUUAUAUUCUUCAACAUUCUAUGGGAUUCUUGAAUAAAGCUGUUAUCACUUAUGCUAUCAUAUCAAUUAGAUUUUAAUGUCUCAUCUACAACAUUCUGUUUUAGUUUGUAGUUAUUAGUUUAUUAUAAGUGCCACUUAUACAUUCAAAGUGCCAGCUUUCACUUUUUUACCCAUUUAUUUUUUGAUUUCAUCAAAUGAGAUUAAAAAUUUUAUAGCAUAGCAUAGAUUUAAUUGUUUAAGUAUAUUCCACUAGACAAUAAGUUGUUGUUAAGUUGCCAUAUCUUAAUAAUUAGAUACUCGACUAAUGUUGAUAUAUAUGCAGAGAAGUAUAGAUUAUAUGAUUAUACUUAUAGUUUGUGAUAUGGAUGAAUUUACACUUUGUUUGAAAUCAAUAGUAUAAGCUGUGUAAGUAUUGCUAGACUAAGCUAAAGUUAAUUGUGUAAAAGCAAUAUGGCUGAAGUAAUUUACUAAAUACACAAGAAACAUUACCUAACUAGCUUGCUGCUGUGUCUGGCUGUCAACAUAAUUGUGUUAUCUAGUUUCAGUAACAUUCCUUAUGUAAAAUUUACAACUGACAAAGAAUGGAUUUAAGUACAUAUUGUAUGUAUUCUGCUUGCAUUUAUUUAUAAUACUCAAAUUUGAUAAAUUGCUCUCUUUGUUUAAUAUAUGUAGGUACAUAUUUUUUAUUACAAAAUGACCUUAAGGAGCUAUGUCAAUGUUAUCAAAAAAAAUUGUGUCUGAAUAAUUAUUUUGUAGAACCAUCCAUAUACUGAUAUGGUAAGGCUGACAGCACAACUUAUUAUUAUCAAAGUAUUUCAUUUAUUAUAUCAAAAUACUCUUCUUGAACAAAUUCACUCACACUUAAAAAUUAAGGCACAUUCAAUCUCAGAAAAACAAUUGGAUGUUUUACUUAUUGUACAGAUUUUAUAAGAAGGAUCAGUUCUGAUAACAACGAAUUAUUUAAAUUUUAAAUUUUACGUUUCAAUCUGCCACUUAUAAAUACGAGUUUUGAUUACCUACUUAUUAUAUUUUUGCAAUGCAAAAUUGUACAUGGGUAUGUUUUGAAAAAAUCUCUUUAUCAUCUUCAGGUGGUCUUCAGAAUUAACAUUUCAUAUCCUUAUUAUGAAAAAAUUUAAGUAUUGAUAUUAUUUAAUUUAUAACUAAUCUUCUCUAAUAUAUAUAAUGUAUAUUCUUGUGCCAGAAUCUUGUCAAGGUAGUUUUUUGUUAAAGCAAUUGUUGAGAUCUCACAGAUUUGAUUAUAUCCUUUAAGUCACACCACACAAUUGUUGAAUAGUAUUCUAAACUUUAUGCAAAAAAUGAAAACUGCAAAUCAUUUCGUUUUAGUGGAAAAUGUUUUGAAAAAUUACCAUAUUGAUCUGGUAUGCUGUGCGAUUGGUUAACUGCUGCCAUAUUUUUAGUAAGUAUACUUAUGUCGUAGAUUUAAGGCCAAUAAACACAAAUUGGGUUUACCAGUAGUUGUGCUAAGUAAAUACUAUUGUAGACUGGUGCUUCUUCUAAUUAUUUUCAUUUGUUACAAUUGAUGACCGUUUAGAUCUAGGGUUAAUAAAGCACUAGCAAUACUGCUUUAAGAAAGAUUUAAUUUUUUUGGUUUGAUUAAAGAAAUGCUAAAACAAUUAGGGCUAGAACAAAAUUCCUAUUAUAUUUAUAAUAUAGGUAUUAUAAUAAAGCUCGAGAUAUGUAAAUGUGCUUUUAGCUAGACACCGCAUAAAUGCGGAACAAUUACAUCAAACAUUUUCUCAAAAUCAAUGUAAUAGACAAUAAUUUAUUAGAUAUGUCGUUUUAAAUUGGUGAUACCAGUAAUUUUCUUGCACGUACGCUGGUUGUGUUGGUCUUACUGAAUGAUUAUUAUAUUGACAAAUUGUUAGCAAGUGGGGGAGUAUUCUGAAAUUUAUCAGCAACAGUUAAGUUUGCUUAUUUAUCUCUGUAUAAUUGAUCCAAGUCUUUUGAGGUUUCUUAUUACUAAGAAUAUUCUCCUACUUGACCUGCGAUGCCUUCAAGUGUAGUGUUGUAAUGUAAUUUAACGCUUAGGUACUGUAAGGUAGUGCCAUAUUAAAGAGCUUCCUGACUAUUUUUAAUCAAUAUUUUAUUCUAAAUGCCCCUUGAAUUGAACUUUCGUAUUGAGUAAAAUUUUAUA